CAAUCACAAAAGACAAAAAUUAAAAGGUAAGGGAAUCAAUGUGCUACUAUCGGCUCCACUAGGGCGAUGAAAACCUUGUCACAUAAGGAGUAUUUAUUAAAAUUUGACCAGCACAAAGUGGGAUGCUUACUUUUCUUAUAAUGUUCAUAAAUAAAGUCAGAUAUACAUAUACUUACAUCUGUUUUUCCUAAAUUGAGUGCAAGUUCCACAAUGGUGCAUGAGUUAGAAGCCUUGUUCGAGCCUGCUGGGCCGACAAUGGUAUCGGACGGGAGAAGAAUGGAGUCACAAAGAGAGCCGGAGUAUGAUUCUCGUCAAGUCAAAGGAAACAAGAACGAUUGAUGAAUAAGAUUGGGUUCUGUGAAAUGAAAAGGAACUUGUCACAUGGAGAUUACUCAAUUUGGAAGGCAAUUAUCUUUCAGGGAAUAAAAAUUCGCAAAGAAGAUGAAGAAAUAGAGAUGCUAUAUUUCUUUUAUGUACGAGUAUAUAUUAUAUGACCACCAAUUCAAACAAAGAUAUAUUCAUCCCAUGACUUCAGUGGCACCACAAAGCAAGCCGUACUCCAACUCCAUGAUGUCUGAUGAAAAUGAGGAUGCAAUAAAGAUUGAAAUACCAGGUACUCAACCAAUAACCAACAACAACAACAAUGCCCUGGUCAAGGAGUGGGACGGCUGCAUUAGAGGCCACGAGACCACCAAACGCUAUGAACGCAAACGCCAUAUCGGAAAGCUACCACCUUUACUCUUAAGAGGCGAAAAGGGUCAUACAAACCGCCAGUACUACGAGCCAGCAGUGGUUUCACUUGGCCCGUAUCAUCAUAACCGAACAGAACUAGCCCAAUCCGAGAAAUACAAGCUCAUAACACUCGAAGAGUUUCAAUUAAGCAGCGGAAAGUCCAUUAGCUCAAUAUACAACAAGGUGUUUGAGGUGGUACAGGAUGCUAGAAAAUGUUAUAUAGACGGUUCAACUGAUGAGUACAACGACGACGCGUUUAAUCGAAUGAUGACACAUGACGGUUGCUUCAUUUUGUUAUUUAUAGAUUGCAUAUCGAGUGGAAUCAAUAAAGUGUUGUUACAUAAUGAAUAUUUAGGCGCAUUGGGGUUUGCUAACGUCGUUCGCGACAUUUUUUUACUCGAAAACCAAAUCCCUUUUGUAGUCCUUGAAGUUCUGUUGGAUUUAAGGUUUCCAGAAGAUAAAGGUGAAAAGAUACUAAACAAGUUCUUUAAUUAUUUAAACUACGGCGAGGUGAUGAUGAAGAACGAAAAGGUACUCGAGAACAAGCAGCCCCUGCAUCUUCUCGAGCUUUAUCGGUCAUAUUUCAUCUCACUUUCGGCUUCUCUUAAUCUCGGGUCAACUAAGUCUUCCAAAUGGUAUGUAUGGGCUAAACAGACCGAAAAGGUGGAUGAAGAUUAUAACUAUGUAAAACGAAACCGAUCUUUUCCUUCAGUAAUGGAACUCAGAGGAAAAGGCAUUUUCUUAAAACGUACACACGACGAGUCUUCAAACGAAGACAUAAAGUUUCACUCUCGUUGUUGUUACGGUAAGCUUGAGCUCGUGCCCAGAGCGAUAUCUUCAAACACGAAAGCUAUUUAUCUAAACAUGAUCGCAUACGAGAUGUGCCCACAUAACCCAAAUGAUUUCCGGGUCUCAACUUAUAUCCGAGUGAUGAAAUCGUUAGUUAUUCAACGUGACGAUGUGAAGGAGUUACGAAACAGCGACAUUUUGCUACAUAGUCUUGGAAGAGAUGAGGAAGUGGUGAAAAUGUUUGAUGAGAUUGAAGCACCAGCGGUUAAUCUUUAUAUGUUUAGUCAGCUUCGGAGAGGGAUCGAGAAGCAUUGCAAAAGCAACUAUAAGACGUGGGUGGCGGAGCUGAUAACGCUGUAUUUUAGUAGUCCUUGGAAGACGAUGGCCUUGCUGGUGGCGGCCGCGAUUUUGUUGACUAAUUUUUUGCAGACUUACUUCACGGUUAGGCCACUUCCUGAGGAUUCUGACGAGAAUAUUGUCAAGCUUUUGAGACGAUGCGCGCACUUUAAGCCUCACUCGGUGCCGAAUUGAUCGAUCAUGUGAAUUGAUAUUACUAGCUACUUUUUGUUGAUUA
Molecule: messenger RNA, 2095 nt
Organism: Erigeron canadensis
Lineage: Eukaryota; Viridiplantae; Streptophyta; Magnoliopsida; Asterales; Asteraceae
Product: UPF0481 protein At3g47200-like
Exons: 3
Coding region: 472-2052 (526 amino acids)
Source: RefSeq, a predicted model, not a curated record